AGCGACGGCGGCCGGGAGGCGGAAGUGGAGGAGGUUGUGGCUCCGAGGGCCGCGCUCAAGGAGCUGCUGCUGCUGAGGCGGCGGCGGCCGCCCUGAGGCGGUAGCGACCCUGCUGGCCCCUGGCUACUCGGCCUCUCGGCUCGCCCCUCAGCCCCACUUGAGCCCGCCGGGGCCCGCGCCGGCCAGCACCUGCCCUAUGAGUGUGUCACUGGUUGUCAUCCGACUGGAGCUCGCGGAACACUCGCCUAUCCCCGCCGGCUUCGGCUUCACUGCCGCAGCCGGGGAAAUGUCUGAUGAGGAGAUCAAAAAGAAGACACUAGCUUCAGCAGUGGCCUGUUUAGAAGGGAAGUCACCAGGAGAGAAAGCAGCGGUCAUACAUCAGCAUCUUGGCCGCCGAGAAAUGACAGAUAUAAUCAUUGAGACCAUGAAGUCCAGCCCAGAUGAACUAAAAACUACAGUAGAAGAAGAAAAGUCUUCAGAAGCAACUCCCACUGCACAGAGAAGUAGAGAUCAAAGUAAAGAAUGCGUAAAUGCUGCUCCCGAUUCUCCAUCCAAACAGCUUCCAGAGCAGAUUUCAUUCUUCAGUGGAAACCCGUCAGUUGAAAUAAUUCAUGGUAUUAUGCAUCUGUACAAGACAAAUAAGAUGACCUCCUUAAAAGAAGACGUGAGGCGCAGUGCCCUGCUGUGUAUUCUCACAGUCCCUGCUACAAUGACCAGUCAUGACCUUAUGAAGUUUGUCGCCCCAUUUAAUGAAGUAAUUGAACAAAUGAAAAUCAUCAGAGACUCUACUCCAAACCAGUAUAUGGUGCUGAUAAAGUUUAGUGCACAGGCUGAUGCAGAUAGCUUUUAUAUGGCAUGUAACGGCCGCCAGUUUAACUCAAUAGAAGAUGAUGUUUGCCAGCUGGUCUACGUGGAAAGGGCUGAAGUGCUGAAAUCGGAAGAUGGUGCGAGCCUCCCCGUGAUGGACCUGACCGAGCUCCCCAAGUGCACAGUGUGCCUGGAGCGCAUGGAUGAGUCUGUGAACGGCAUCCUUACCACAUUGUGUAACCACAGCUUCCACAGCCAGUGUCUACAGCGCUGGGACGACACGACGUGUCCCGUGUGCCGAUACUGUCAAACACCAGAGCCAGUCGAAGAGAAUAAGUGUUUUGAGUGUGGCGUUCAGGAAAACCUUUGGAUUUGUUUAAUAUGUGGCCACAUAGGCUGCGGACGGUACGUGAGUCGACAUGCUUACAAACACUUUGAGGAAACCCAGCACACGUAUGCCAUGCAGCUGACCAACCAUCGUGUCUGGGACUACGCUGGAGAUAAUUAUGUCCAUCGACUGGUUGCAAGUAAAACAGAUGGAAAAAUUGUACAGUAUGAAUGUGAAGGUGAUACUUGCCAGGAAGAGAAGAUCGAUGCCUUGCAGUUAGAGUAUUCAUACUUACUAACAAGCCAGCUGGAAUCUCAGCGAAUCUACUGGGAAAACAAGAUCGUUCGGAUAGAGAAGGACACAGCGGAGGAAAUUAACAACAUGAAGACUAAAUUUAAAGAGACCAUUGAGAAAUGUGAUAACCUGGAGCACAGGUUAAGUGACCUCCUGAAAGAAAAGCAGGCCAUGGAGAGAAAAUGCACUCAGCUCAACACGAAAGUGGCCAGACUCACCACGGAGCUCAAAGAGGAGCAGGAAAUGAAUAAGUGUUUAAGAGCCAACCAAGUCCUCCUGCAGAAUAAACUGAAGGAGGAGGAGAGGGUCCUGAAGGAGACCUGCGACCAAAAAGACCUGCAGAUCGCCGAGAUCCGGGAGCAGCUGCGCGACGUCAUGUUCUACCUGGAGACGCAGCAGCAGAUCGGCCAGCUGCCCGCAGAGGCCCGGCAGGAGAUCCAGGAGGGGCAGGUCAGCAUCGCCGUGGCCUCCGCGGCCGGCGCCCCCGCCUCAGGGGCCGCCGGGAAACUGCCCUCCAGGAAGGGCCGCAGCAAGAGGGGCAAGUGACCUUUGCAGAGCCGACGUCCCCGGGACCACUCUCCUGGCACUCUGUGUGCUGGAGCUUUCAGCUGCGGGGAGGGUGGGCCCUGACUAAGUACAUCAAGUGGGGACCAAGCCCGAGUAGUUUGGAUCCUUUUUUCCCAGCGUGUG
Messenger RNA from Orycteropus afer afer, 2119 nucleotides. RefSeq names its product BRCA1 associated protein (gene BRAP). Gene Ontology annotation, biological process: Ras protein signal transduction; protein ubiquitination. Gene Ontology annotation, cellular component: cytoplasm. Lineage: Eukaryota; Metazoa; Chordata; Mammalia; Tubulidentata; Orycteropodidae. Gene Ontology annotation, molecular function: nucleic acid binding; zinc ion binding; ubiquitin protein ligase activity. The record is from RefSeq and is a predicted model, not a curated record.